AUGCGAGGAGCCUCGGACAACAUUGUGCACGGCGUCGGUCGUGACGCUUUCGCUGAGCUCGACGAUGACCUCGUUCUGACAGGUCGCAAUCGCCCAGAGCAAGCAGCGGACGCAACGAUCGAUGCGACCGACUCUUCAAAGGAACAGCUCGCGAGCGGCGCUGCCUCAGGUGACGGAACCGAGCCGCUGCCAACGCUGCCGGACACACCCACUACUGAGAUCGACUUGGCAAAGAUACAUGCAAGCGCCGGCCUGCCUGAGCCACCCGCAGCAGCAGCCAUCCCCGACUUCCCUCAAGCUCCCUCUUCAGCACCAAAAGACGCAAACAGAGUCAGCAGCGCCUUCGAAGCUAUGGACUCGACUCCGGAUACGUCGAUCGAGAUUGGCAUCCAUGGACGUUCCGCCGAUGACAUUGAACGUAUCCGUCAACGUGCGCAGGACUUGCAAAUAUCAGAAGAGUCGGAAAAGGCUGCGGACGAUGAGCCCUGGAUUGCACCUCCGCCGGCAGACUUGGCUGGGCAGGUGCCCGAGCCAAUCGACACGAGCGAGAUUCUGGCUGUUCAGAGUCAAUCGUCUAAGGACGACGGUCAAGAGCCUUGGGUGCAAGGCUACGGCAAGCCAGCUGCGGAUCGCGAUCUCGAGGCAGCCGGUCUUGCUGCUGCCGACCAGAGCACACCGGCGCCAGCAGAGUAUUCGACUUCUGGGUCGUUGCCUGAGCGUGCCCAGGUCGAACGCACAGAUUCGGGCCGCGUUGAUCCUUUGGAUCCUGCGGCUCAUCAGGUGCGUGGGCCCGGACUGCUUGUUCCACGAGACGAGAUUGCUGAAGCGAGAGAUUUUGGCCAGGGUGCUGUCAAGGCUCCUCUGGCGCAGUCUCCCCCAACUCAUGAUGCCAGCGUCGCCAGGGUAGCAGCACCUGCACCCACCGGCUCCAAUGGGCACUCUGCCAUUGCGGUCACGCUGGCUGAAGAAGCGCGAAAGGCCGUCGCUAUGGGGCGCACCAAAAGUCAGUCGCAACGAUUACGACGUCCGCCGCCAGGCACUAUGCUCUCGGCCGCAGAUCUGGACGCCAGCGACGACGAAUACGAGCCGGGAUGGGCUAGCGUCACCAGCGUCAUGUCUUCGUCGCGCUCAUAA
Molecule: messenger RNA, 1134 nt
Organism: Pseudozyma hubeiensis SY62
Lineage: Eukaryota; Fungi; Basidiomycota; Ustilaginomycetes; Ustilaginales; Ustilaginaceae
Exons: 1
Coding region: 1-1134 (377 amino acids)
Source: RefSeq, a predicted model, not a curated record